Gaeumannomyces tritici R3-111a-1 is the source of this 2723-nucleotide messenger RNA. RefSeq lists its product as hypothetical. The record is from RefSeq and is a predicted model, not a curated record. Bases 270 to 2264 code for a protein of 664 amino acids. Gene Ontology annotation, molecular function: RNA binding. The transcript has a single exon. Gene Ontology annotation, biological process: ribosome biogenesis; pseudouridine synthesis; box H/ACA snoRNP assembly. Lineage: Eukaryota; Fungi; Ascomycota; Sordariomycetes; Magnaporthales; Magnaporthaceae. Gene Ontology annotation, cellular component: sno(s)RNA-containing ribonucleoprotein complex.
AAAAAAAAAUUCAAUGGCGGAUGGAAAGGCGCGUCCCAAGAUCGGUCUUGAAUCGUCCUACUUUUGAUGGCAAGAAAAUUGCACAUACAAAAUCAAACCGCCUGGUUUCUCGUGAGGAUCGCCGAGCAACAGGAUUUAAAAGGGCAAUAGUUGGCACGUAGCCUUUUUUGGAGGCGCCCACAGAAAUACCAUCUCCUUCCCAGAACACUUUCGCGUCAACGCACGCCAACCUCAACGCCUGGCUCCCUCCGUCUCGCUCGUUUGCCGCCAUGUCCGGUGGCUUCGUCAUCCCCGGGCUCGGCCACGCGAAGCCGAACGAGAAGCUGCCGACGAACAGUUUUGCCCCCGAUGUUUUGGCUGCCGCCGCAAGCCUGGGGCAUGGCGUCGCAAAUAAAGAGGCUACUGCCACCAACGGAAGCGCAUUGGCAGUGGCAGGACGGGCGGGCAACAAGGCUGUAAUUCAAGGCGAAGGUGUAUCCGAAUCUGGACAAAUGCCAGGAAAAGGAUCAGAGAUUGGCGGCUCAGAUGCCAUGGACAUGGACCAGAUGACGGAGACAGCCGCGGCCAUAGGGCCGAUCACCAUGGCUGAAUCUACGAUAAGCGACGCAACGACCGUCAUCGCGACCGCCGGCGACGCCUCCGACGCCCAGAUCCCAGACGCCCUCGACGCCGCAAUUCUCGCCAUGGUACAGCCAGAAGGCGAGGCACAAGCACAGGCCAGUACGGCGCCGGGUGAUUCUCAACCACAAGAGCAACCGAUUGGACAGCCCCCCGCGGAGCAACAAGGAGCCGGUGCUGAAUGGGAGGCUGAUUCCUCGCCGUACGAGUCUUCCAGUGAUUUAAGCAGCUCGGAUGACUCAGAUGACGACUCGGACGGCGAGCUUAUGGGCCUCGACGAGACGGUCAAAAUGCUGAUGGCGGGUGCAGACGGCUCCGAAGACGAGGGCGACGGCGGCGACAAGGCUGGCAAGGCCGCCCAGAUGCGCACCAAGAAUGAGCUGCCGGACUGGGUCCCUCCUAAACCAUCGGCACUUGCCGAUGAUGCUGUGAUUUGCCAGCUGGGCACCAUCACCUCGAUCGUGGGAGCGCAGAUCCUCAUCACCUCGGGCGAGGACGGCGAGGAGAAGGUGCUGGACGUUGAGACGCCUGUGUGUCGAGCCGAUAAGUCUGUGAUCGCAGCCAUUGCCGACGUGAUCGGCAAUGUGCUCCAGCCAAUGUACAUCCUUAGAUUCGCUACGCCCGAGGAUGUGGCCAAGGAGGGGCUCAAGAUCGGGGAUGCGCUAUAUUACCCACCGGGCCAAGCCCAGGUUGUGUUGACGCGCCCCCUUCGGAGCCAGAAGGGCUACGACGCCAGCAACUUGCACGACGAGGAGCUGGCCACCGAGGAGAUGGAGUUCUCGGACGACGAGCGCGAGCAGGCCUACAAGCGUGAGCUCAAGAUGAAGAAGCGUGGCAACCGUGGCCGCGGCGCCAGCGGGCUCGGUGGUGGCUACACAAGAGACAACGGCCGUCCCGGUCCAGGUUCCACGGCCAGCUCCGUGACCGCGGUUGGUGAUGCGGGCCUCAAUUACGAUGACGAAGACGACGAUGGACCAUACAAGCCUUUGACAAGGCCUGCUAACUUUGGGAUGGGCGCGCCGCCCUCUCGCGAGGAGACGCUCGCGACUGCUCACAGGCCCCCUUUUACCCAUGGCCAUCGGGGAAAUAGGGAUCACUUUCGCGGAGGCGGGCGUGGCGGUAACCGUGGUGGACGAGGCGGGUUCCGAGGAGGCAGGGGUGGCGGUGGAGGCUACCCCGAUGGCCACUCUCAACGCCAACAGCCUCGUCACCAGCAGCAGCAACAGUCUCAGCCGCAACACCAACCCCAGCAACAGCGCCAACCCCAGCCGCAGCAACAGGCACCAUCACAGCAGACACCAAGCGUCCCCCAGUGGAACUUCCCUGCUCCGCCACCGUUGCCGUUCGCACCGCCUCAGACCACCGCUCAGCCUGCUGGGGCUCCCUUCACAUUCCCAGGAUUUCCUCAACCCAAUCCAUAUGGAAUGCUUGCACCUCUCACCAACGGGCAAUUUCCCCCUCCGCCCAUCCCGCCUCCCGUUGCUGGCCAGCCUUCGGCAAACUGGCAGGCAAUGAGUGCGCUUUACGCUAAUCCGACCUUUGUCCGGGCACUGAGAGACGCUGCGCAAGCGCAGCAACAGCAGCAGCAACAGGGCCAAGGCCAAGGCCAGCCGCACAACCAGCCAGGUUGGGGACAUGAUCAUUAGUGCUGGUAAACACAAUCUGGGCUGCCGAUGGCGACUAUCAAUUGUCAGCACUAUCGAACUUUUUGACAUUGCAGGAUAAAGAAGGAUUUGGGUUUCUGCACCAUUGGGGAAGCAUAGCGUCGAGAUACCCAUGCUGGGAUAGCGCUAGGCAAUGUUGCCGUGCAUUGUGGCGCCGUGCCGGGGCUUGGUUUUCUGGUGGGUUUCGUGUUGUCUCCGGCCUCACACCCUGCACCUUACUCCUUCCGCUGCGGUUGCAACUUGGGCUGAAUCGGCCGGGUUGCGCGUCUUGUAAUACUGACCAAAUGCAUUGGAUGGUUGAUAAAGUGUCCACGAAGGCGCACCUAUAGAAAACGACAAGGAUGUAUGUCCCGUCGCCCGCGCGUGUCGCGCCCGCAGCGCCCUAGCCUCCUAGAAUAUAAUGACAUUUCCACAAACAUUGCCAUGACAGGAAGGUUGCCG